Molecule: messenger RNA, 738 nt
Organism: Cynara cardunculus var. scolymus (artichoke)
Lineage: Eukaryota; Viridiplantae; Streptophyta; Magnoliopsida; Asterales; Asteraceae
Product: protein PROTON GRADIENT REGULATION 5, chloroplastic-like
Exons: 2
Coding region: 182-559 (125 amino acids)
Biological process (GO): photosynthetic electron transport in photosystem I; response to high light intensity
Cellular component (GO): chloroplast
Molecular function (GO): electron transfer activity
Source: RefSeq, a predicted model, not a curated record
UUUGGAGCCACAGAGUAUAUAUGUGGCUCUUGAUGCUUCUUCAAACAAAAGGUUCUCAAACUUACACCAAACCCACAAAAUCAUCCCUUCAAAAUAAACACAAACAAACCCCAGUAAAGUAACCAAUUCCCAUCACAAAUCCCACAAAACCCCCCCUCCCCUCUGAAGAUUAUUCAUUUUUAUGGCAACAUCAUCAGUUACUGCCACAGGGUUUUCUUCUUCCUUCCAUGGAAGUUGGGGGACUUCCAUAGCCGGUGAAGAUUAUUCGACCCUGGUGGCAAAGACUAAACCCACUAGGGUUCGAGUUGGGAAGCCGUUAAGAUCUGGACCGAUGAUGGGAAACGUCAAUGAAGGAAAAGGGCUUUUCGCUCCGGUAGUUGUCGUCACUCGUAACAUCGUUGGAAAGAAGCGAUUCAACCAGCUUAGAGGAAAAGCAAUUGCUUUACACUCACAGGUAAUCACAGAGUUCUGCAAAUCAAUAGGGGCGGAUUCAAAACAACGGCAAGGGCUGAUUCGUUUGGCAAAGAAGAACGGAGAAAGACUCGGAUUCCUAGCUUAGAAGUGCAGUUUGAAGAUCAAAGAUUCCAAGUUCCAGGAGAAAGUUGAAUUUUACAUCCAUAGUAUGUAUUAAGAAUUUCCAGAUGUAAAUACUUUCCUCAUCUGGUUCCAAUCAAACAUAUAAAUCAAAUUCAUGUAUCCCCCAUCAUAUUCACUUCAUAUAUUGUAGCUUUAACAUCA